AUGCAACACGGCUUAUACUGGAAGAUCCGCAAGCACAUGCGCUACAUCCAGACCAAAUACCGCAUCUUCGACGUCGCCAACUACAUCUUCCUAGCCCUCCAGCUCCUCCUCAGCGCCGUCUUCAUCGUGCUGGGCUCAGUAACGGGAAACUAUAAAGUGGCCAUCGCGGUCCUGGGUGCGAUCUCGACUGUCAUAGGUGGGUUGCUCGCUUUCAUGAAGGGGCAAGGUCUGCCGAACCGGUUGAGGCAGGUGAGGGAUGAUUUGCAACUGGUGCUGUUUGAGGCCGAGGAGUUGUAUUAG
This is a messenger RNA of Fulvia fulva, 300 nucleotides long. RefSeq lists its product as uncharacterized. NCBI's taxonomy places the organism in Eukaryota, Fungi, Ascomycota, Dothideomycetes, Mycosphaerellales, Mycosphaerellaceae. The record is from RefSeq and is a predicted model, not a curated record. The transcript has a single exon. The coding region runs from base 1 to 300 and encodes 99 amino acids.